Messenger RNA from Camellia sinensis, 1266 nucleotides. Its product is annotated as stromal cell-derived factor 2-like protein. Lineage: Eukaryota; Viridiplantae; Streptophyta; Magnoliopsida; Ericales; Theaceae. The record is from RefSeq and is a predicted model, not a curated record.
UCAUAUGGAGGAGGAGUUAUCAAAGUCCAAAAACCGUUAACAUCAAGAUCCAAACCCUAGGAACCAAAAAAGAAAAAGAGAUCCCAAACCCAAUUCGGAGCUCCGAUCUGGAGAGCGUACCAGAUCCAAAACUGGCUCCCUCAGGGCCACCACACUCCCUCUCUCGUCGGAAACCAUCGUCUUCCAAUUCCAAUUCCAAUUCUCAAACCCUAAAUUCUGAAACAAAUCGCAUUGUUAGUAAACAUUCACGUCCUUCACGGUUCAACCUUCCAUUUUAUCAGCAGAACUGCUUCUUCAUCUUGCUUCUUCUAAUGGCUCUCUCAUGUUUCGCUCUCGCCGUCUUCAUUUUUCUCGGCUUCGACUUCAAUUCUGCCUCUCAUUCCUCUGCUUCUGCCGCUGCUUCCGAAGGCGUUGAGAUUACAUAUGGUACAGUACUUAAGUUGAUGCAUGAGAAGACAAAGGUCCGGCUGCAUUCACAUGAGGUUCCAUAUGGAUCUGGAAGCGGGCAGCAGUCGGUUACAGGUUUUCCAGUUGUUGAUGAUUCAAAUAGCUACUGGGUAGUUAGACCUCAGCCUGAGACAUCUGCCAAACAAGGGGAUGUGAUCAAAAGUGGGACAAUUAUCAGGUUGCAACACAUGAGGACCCAAAGAUGGCUGCACAGUCAUCUCUAUGCAUCUCCAAUAUCAGGCAACCUAGAGGUAAGCUGUUUUGGAGGAAACACUGAAUCUGACACGGGGGAUUAUUGGAGCCUUUUGAUUGAAGGGAGUGGAAAGACUUGGAAACAAGAUCAGAGGAUUCGGCUUCAACAUGUUGACACUGGCGGGUAUCUGCACAGUCAUGACAAGAAGUAUAGCCGAAUUGCUGGGGGACAGCAGGAGGUUUGUGGUGUCCGAGAAAAGCGUGCUGAUAAUGUUUGGCUGGCAGCUGAAGGCGUUUACCUCCCUGUUACAGAGAGCAAGUAGAGAAUUUAGUUUUAAUGGGCCAGUAUUUUGCAAAGGCCUACAUGGAUUUUGGAUAAAGAGAGGUGGAUAGUUGUUUUAUUUAUAUAUUUUUUAUCUUAGAUUAUUGAUAAUCUAUUAAAGGAAAGAAGUAAUAUGACUCAAAUUAACUGAUAGAAGGUACUUAUUAUAGACAAGCAUUUGUCAACUGGAUAUAAUGACGCAAGAAAAUGCGGUCUUUCUGGGUCCACAGAUUGUGUGGCAUCUGCUUGUUUUGGGGACAUUUUUCUGACAUCUUAAGUUUUGAUUUUCAGUUUGAAUUGUCUCA